UCUCUCUCUCUCUCUCUCUCUCUCUCUCUCUCUCUCUCUCUCUCACACACUUCAUCUUUCUCUCUCUAUCUCUUUCUCUCUCACACACACAUUUGUGUACACACUCACUUCCUGUGUCUCAGAUAGUUUCUUAUGGCCAAGUGACAUCACAGCCUGAAUUCUCACGACCUCUAAAAGGGUUAAACAGGGCUGGACUACACACUGCUUAGUUUGAGUGUGUCUGUGUGUUUGUGUUUAUGUGUGUGUGUGGGUAUGCAUUUCUGGCGUGUUGCGUAGAUAAGAAACCAGCUGUGCUGAGGCAAGAAAGAAGGGAGAGAAAGAGAGCGAGCGAGAGAGAGAGAGAGAGAGAGAGAGAGAGAGAGAGAGAGAGAGAGAGAGAGAGAGAGAGAGAGUGUUUAUUGUUAAGAGCUGAACUGGAGUGAAGAAGAUCUGAACCAGAUGAGAGCACUGAACUGAAAUCAGAGGCGCCCAUCAUGAGCAGUGAUCUGACGGAGAAGGAGCUGGAAGGUGAGGAGAAGGAGGUGAAGGAGGAGAAGGCAGGAGAUGAGGUGCUGAGUGAGGAGCAGGAGCUGGAGGAGCUCAGGGCUCAGGUUCUGCAGCUGCUGCUGGAGCUGGAGGAGGCAAGAGAUGCUUCGCAGAAACAUCAGGAGAGUUUCCUCGAACUGCAGGGUCUUUUGGAGGACGAGCGUCUGGCCAGUGCCCACCAGGCUGAAGCGUUUACGCACCAAAUUCAGCAACUGCAAGCUCAGUUACGGAGUGUUCAGGAUGAGCUGGAUCAGAUACAGGAGCUGAAGGACAGUGAACUGGCUGAGGCUCAGACGGAGCUGAGUUUGGUGAGGGAGGAGGUGCAGGCGCUAAGGGAGGCGGCUGAGGAGUGCGCGGCCGAGCGAGAGAACGACAUCGCCAGCCUGCAGGAGGAGCUGUGCCGGGUCCGAGUGGAACUGGGCCGAGUGGAGGCCAAUGCCCAAGACUACGAGCAGGAGGCGGUCACUCUAAGGGCCGAAAUCGCCAUGAAGAGCCAACGGAGGGAGAAAGAGAGAAAAGAAGGUGACGUUGUCUUGCUGAGGGAGGAAUGUACUGGUUUGAAAGAGGAGUGCGAGACACUGAAGGAGGCCAACAGCCGACUAAUGGAGAAGCUACAGCUGCUGCAGAGGACACGAAAUAGCUCGGGUAGUGCGUGUCCCUCACUGAAGGAGGAGCAGGAGGAAACUGAAGGGAGCAGCGUGAUGCCGGACUCAAACUGCAGGCUGGUGGAUGCUUGCAUCCAGAAGAAUAUUUCCUUCGAGGGAAAGCCUCUCACUCCCACCAGCUGGAGUGCAGGGUUCUCUGAGAUCCUCUCACUGAGGGAGCAGCUGAAGCAAGCAGAGGAGAGGGCGGAACAGGUACAGAGACAGUGCGAUGGGGUGCGGAUUGAGCUAAGGGAGUUACAGGACCUGUUUGAAACUAGUCAGAAGGAGCGUGCAGAGCUGGAGCUUGAGUUACUUCGCUGCAGGGAGGAGCUGGACAAGCUCUCUGAGGAGAAUGGGACACAGUUCUCCACUGAGCCCCCUGUUCUCUCGCUGCCUUUCAUAGGACUGAUAGUGAUUGUGGCAGUGCUGUGGUGCUGCUGGUCUGAGCUGGCAUCCUGAAGAACGAAAGGUGUGAUCACUAUAUGAUUCUCUGGGUUUUAUCAGAGAAUCAGGCGGAAGAGGCAGAGUGGUCGGUUUCGUCAUGUGUGUUUAUUUUUUGGAGCGUAAUCUGUUGAUCAGUAGUCAGCCUAACGGUCAGCGAAGAUCCAUUUAUCUACCUGGCUUCAGUCCUACCUAGGGUUUCUGUGUCUCUGGAAAGGACAGGAUACCCUGACCGGCCAGCAGAGCAGGAUAUAGAGCGGCAGCUUUAGCAGAGAAGCUAACGGAGACACUGACCUGAACUCUUUGUGAGGGUUUUUACUCUUUUUGUAAAUAUGCUCUGAUCUUGUUUUAUCUUUGACUAUUAUUGCCUGUAACUCACUCCAUUAUUUGUAAAGAUCUAUUAAUUUAUUCAAAUAUUUAACAUAAAUAUUGUUGUGUUGUAUAAUUUUUUUCUUUCUGUGCGGUUCUACCUUUUUAUUAUUUAUUAUAGAGAGAAAAAUGGGUAAGGAAGGUAUCGAAUGCAAUAACAAUACAAAUCAGCAGCUGAAUUUUUCUUUCAAUUUAUUAGCGCAUAGUGAAGUGAAAGACAUGGAUAAAGAGUGCACACACACAUACACACACACACACACACAUACACAAUUAUAUACACACACACACACACACACAUAAUUUAGUUAAUAUAUACAAAUGCUUACAUGCUUAUAUUCUCAUCUAUAUUUUAUUGCUCAGAUAAAACUCUGUGAUCUCAUGAGAUUUGUGAUCUCACUUUUGUUUCAUUUAGAGAUCAGCUUGGUCACUGAUGUUUCUCCUAAAAUGACUCAUCGCUUAAAGUCUCGUUGUCCUUUAGGAGAAACUUGAUAAUGAAGACAUCUUUUUCUUUAUGUUUCUUUCUUCUGGUACUGUGAUGUUUCUUCUGAUAAGCCGAUAUUGUCCAAGCCCAGUAUAUGCCCAAAAAAACCUCUGUCCUGUAGGGUUUAGGUAAUUCGGAACUGGGUUUUAUAGUGGAAACAGGUUAGAUUAAUAAAAGCACUUUACUGAAGUGAAAGACUGAUGAUUUUUUCUUAGAAACAUUUUUGCUAUAAUCGGUUUUGUGUGUGAAAUCUGCUGUAGUUAGAUUUCAGUCUUCCUGUGGUUUUAAUGUGUUUUCUGCGUUUACAGUUAGACUGUAGAGCAGCUCACUUUACUUAUUUUAUUGAUGUUUUUGCAUUUUAUAUAUUAAAGUAUUUUAUAUAUUGAGAAUAUCUAGAAUUUAAACAUUAUUGUUUGUAGUAAUUUUAACUGAUAUCACAUGACAGUAGGUUUAUAGAAACUAAUUAAUAUUUAUAUAUUUUGAUUUAUAAGAAUAUAUUUGCUAAUAGAAAGAGCUGCAUGAGUUGCUACGUGAUGUUUUUGCAGAUACAGUACAGUGAGUACACUGUAAAUGAUACACUGGAAAUUUUUUACCACAGGGUUUCCAGCAUGUUCACAUGUUUAAAAAUCUCACGAUUUCUGAAAGUGGGAUUCAUUUACAGAUAUUCACGAUGAGUUCAUAAUGAAGAGACUGAUUUUUUGCAGAUGUUUAGGGCUGUGAUUCUGCAUUGUGGUGAUUUUAGAGAGAGGGAUUUGUUCUGCAUGCUGAAGGAAAUUUUCACUAAUUGCAAAAAAAUAGCAAUAAACCUUCCUGCAUUUUUCCAAUUUCAUGUGAAAACACAUCUAUACCUGGACCUAUGUAUAUUUCUGUAAAUGAAAAGUUAUUCUGUACUAUUUACUUGUAAUUUAUUUAUGAUAUUUCAGAAUUUCACAGAGAAUAUUUACCACUGAAUAAAGUACGACAAAUAAAACAAACAAUUCCAUAAAA
Molecule: messenger RNA, 3447 nt
Organism: Astyanax mexicanus (Mexican tetra)
Lineage: Eukaryota; Metazoa; Chordata; Actinopteri; Characiformes; Acestrorhamphidae
Gene: ccdc136a
Product: coiled-coil domain containing 136b
Exons: 9
Coding region: 474-1628 (384 amino acids)
Biological process (GO): acrosome assembly; single fertilization
Cellular component (GO): acrosomal membrane
Source: RefSeq, a predicted model, not a curated record